UUCGUUGACGCGAAUGUCGUUCCUUGUCUUAUCAGGCCGAUAAUGGAGUUUGGCGCUUGGCUGAUUUGGGCAAGGCGUAAGUCUGGGGUAUGAGCCGAGGCUCACCUCGAGCUAUAUUCAUUAUCAUCUUGCUUCUUACUCCACUUAAGAUAUUAUCUGAAUCACAAUAAGCAAUAUGAAGAUUGAAGGCAGAACAUUUGUGGUGUCAGGAGGUGCCUCGGGACUGGGACGAGCAUGUGUUGAGGAUAUUUGCAAGAAAGGAGGCUACGUUGCCAUUCUUGACAUGAAUGAAGAGCUGGCCGAAGAGCUUGUAAAAGAAAUUGGAGGCGGAAAGACCAAGUUCUUCGAGACCAAUGUUCUAGAAACAGAAAGCAUAACUGCUGCUGUCAAGGGAACUCUAGGAUGGGUGAAGGAAACCGGUAGGGAAGUUGGCGGGGUUAUCGCUGCUGCUGGGGUGUCUACACCUGCCAAGAUACUCGACCGUAACUUGAAUCCUUUCUCCCUUUCGGAUUUUGACUUCGUUAUGAACGUCAACGUCAGAGGUACCAUCGAUCUUGUCCGUCAAGUCCUCCCACAUAUGGCUCGUACCGAACCAGCGGAUGCGGAUGGCGAGCGAGGAAUUGUCAUCAUGGUUGCAUCCUCGGCCGCUUUUGAUGGACAACCAGGGCAAGUCGCAUACUCCGCGUCAAAAGGUGCCAUUAGAUCGCUCACAUUACCAAUGACAAGAGACCUGGCAAGAUAUGGUAUUCGAGUUGUCACCAUCGCUCCGAGCUUGUUUGACUCGAGGAUGACAGCCAUGAUGAGUGACAAGGUUAGGGCGUCCUUGACGAGGGUAAUGGAAUUUCCAUUGAGACCUGGCAAACCUCAAGAAUUCUCACAGCUUGUCACACACAGCAUCGAAAAUAUCAUGCUGAAUGGAGUGGUUCUCAGGCUUGAUGGAGGGAUGAGAAUGCCUAGCAAGAUGUGAAAACCACUUUUAGCUUUCCUCCUGGUGUAUUCUAAUGCUGAAACAAAGCUGCUUUCUAUAUUACAUUCGUUCUCACCCUUUCAUCGUAAUUCA
Mollisia scopiformis is the source of this 1060-nucleotide messenger RNA. Its product is annotated as putative 3-hydroxyacyl-CoA dehydrogenase-like protein. The transcript is spliced from 4 exons. The record is from RefSeq and is a predicted model, not a curated record. Lineage: Eukaryota; Fungi; Ascomycota; Leotiomycetes; Helotiales; Mollisiaceae. Bases 176 to 967 code for a protein of 263 amino acids.